Messenger RNA from Oreochromis niloticus (Nile tilapia), 3647 nucleotides. It is a transcript of the gene ppp2r5eb, whose product is annotated as protein phosphatase 2, regulatory subunit B', epsilon isoform b. The coding region runs from base 536 to 1972 and encodes 478 amino acids. Gene Ontology annotation, molecular function: protein phosphatase activator activity. The record is from RefSeq and is a predicted model, not a curated record. Gene Ontology annotation, biological process: signal transduction; protein dephosphorylation. Gene Ontology annotation, cellular component: protein phosphatase type 2A complex; nucleus; cytosol. Lineage: Eukaryota; Metazoa; Chordata; Actinopteri; Cichliformes; Cichlidae. The transcript is spliced from 14 exons.
CAACCCAGCAGUGUUGACAAUAGGGUGAAAGGAAACAGCCCCGGAUCAUAGACGAGCAAAGAAAACACCAAAAUCCAGGGGUUUGGGGAAGACGAGCGAGUGAAUCAAUAACAGGAAUGUAAAUGCGUUAACGUAAUCGUUUGUAUAGGUGUAUUUUGUAAUUAAUGGGAGUUUGAGGAUUAUUCCGUUGGAAGGAAGGCUACUCGUGGGUUUGGCUGUUUCAGGCCAAAGAUUUUCCUGCUGCUCCGCCGCUGCUGGGGAAAGGCUGUUCUUACCGAACUGGAGGUAGCCUAACUAAUAGCCCGAUAGCUUUCCAAACAUAGGAUAACUCCUCGCCGCCGUCUCCGUUGCGAACCGCAGAGGAUCAAGGUAAAGUACUACGAUUGGAGAGCUACCAGCCACUUGGUCGGCUGCAGCUUGUCGGGCUCGGGUCGGGACUCGGGACGGUGUGUGUUUCCCAGCCUGGUCACUCUGUCAGUCUGUGAGCGCUAGCUAACGGUAGCAGCAUUAGCACUGCCCCGUAUUUACAUCUGGGAUGAUGGGUGAUCGCCCGAGCCCACCCAGGGCUAUGUCCUCGGCAGCCACCACAGCUCCCUCUGUGGACAAAGUGGACGGAUUUUCACGGAAGUCUGUCAGGAAGGCCAAGCAGAAGCGGUCGCAGAGUUCGUCCCAGUUCCGCUCUCAGGGCAAACCUAUAGAGCUCACGCCCUUGCCCCUGCUCAAGGACGUGCCAGCAUCGGAGCAGCCGGAGCUGUUCCUGAAGAAGCUGCAGCAGUGCUGUACUGUCUUUGACUUCAUGGACACGCUGUCAGACCUCAAGAUGAAGGAGUACAAGCGCUCCACGCUCAAUGAGCUGGUGGACUACGUGACCGUAAGCCGGGGCUACCUGACGGAACAGGCCUACCCCGAGGUUGUGAAAAUGGUGUCUCACAACAUAUUCCGGACCCUUCCGCCCAGUGACAGUAACGAGUUUGACCCUGAAGAGGAUGAGCCCACACUUGAGGCCUCCUGGCCACACUUACAGUUGGUAUACGAGUUCUUCAUUCGGUUCUUGGAGAGUCAGGAAUUCCAGCCCAGCAUUGCCAAAAAGUACAUAGACCAGAAGUUUGUCCUACAGCUCUUGGAGUUGUUUGACAGCGAGGACCCUCGGGAGAGAGACUAUCUGAAGACAGUCUUGCAUAGAAUCUACGGCAAAUUCCUGGGGCUGAGGGCUUUUAUACGAAAACAGAUCAAUAAUAUUUUUCUACGUUUUGUUUAUGAGACGGAGCACUUCAACGGGGUGGCUGAGUUGCUGGAGAUCCUGGGGAGUAUAAUCAAUGGUUUCGCUCUGCCACUGAAAGCAGAGCAUAAACAGUUUCUGGUCAAAGUGUUGAUUCCCCUCCACACUGUCAGGAGUCUGUCCCUCUUCCAUGCACAGUUGGCGUAUUGCAUUGUACAAUUCCUAGAGAAAGACCCAACAUUAACAGAACCAGUCAUCAGAGGCUUACUGAAGUUCUGGCCAAAAACCUGCAGUCAAAAAGAGGUGAUGUUUCUAGGGGAGCUGGAGGAGAUUCUGGACGUCAUCGAACCCACACAGUUCGUCAAGAUCCAGGAGCCGCUUUUCAAACAGAUCUCCAGAUGUGUCUCCAGCCCACAUUUCCAGGUUGCAGAGCGAGCUCUUUACUACUGGAACAACGAGUACAUCAUGAGUCUGAUUGAGGAGAACUCCAGCGUCAUCCUGCCCAUCAUGUUUGCCAGCCUCUACAGGAUCUCCAAAGAGCACUGGAACCCGGCGAUCGUUGCGCUGGUAUACAACGUACUGAAGGCCUUCAUGGAGAUGAACAGUACCUUAUUUGAUGAACUCACAGCCACUUACAAGUCGGACCGCCAGCGUGAGAAGAAGAAGGAGAAGGAACGGGAGGAGCUGUGGAAGAAGCUGGAGGACCUGGAGCUGAAGCGGGGCCUUAGGAGCGACGGAAUCAUCCCAACUUAACAAAGACAGCGCCGCGCUCCCCUCUGUCCCUCCCCUGUCCUACUGCUCCUCUCCUCCUCCUCUCCCCAUCCGACUCCCCGCUCCUCCUCUGCCCUGAUCCCAACUCUCCUGCCCUCGACAUCAGCCAUGUCUGCCCAGAGCUCCUGAUACAGGCUGUCGUCUCUGGAUCGACACGGAGCGCUCGCUGGUUUCUUAAUUUUCUUUCUUUCUUUUUUUUCUUAUGGUUUUUUUUUUCCUCCUGUGUUUGUGCGACUUACUUUACAGUAGAUUCAUUACGUCUGUUUUCAUUAUUUCAACAGCACUGUAAAUAAUUGUUUUUUUUUUCUUUUUUCUCCCUUAAACUGAUAUUAUUGCAAAUGGAAAAACAAAACAGUAAUAAUAAUAAUAAAAAAAGGAAGAAAAAAAUAGAAAAUGAGAAAAUGACUUGUGUGGGAGGGGGAUUUAAACAAGAAAAAAACUUUUUGGACUGUAGGACAUGGAAUGAACUCUUGGAAAAUAUAAAAAAAAACACCCACAAAAAAAAGAGAGGUUAGAUUGAUUUUAACUCUUCACCCCAGUCUUCUUCAGUACAGUCCCAUAUGUCAUUUUUAUUUUCUUGGUUCUCCUCUUUGCUUUUCCUCUUGUUGCCUCCAUCUUUCUGUUCCCUCUCGGUCUUACCAGGCCCCAAGUGAACCAAUCACAGUCGCCCCAUUCCAUCCAAAGGACACCCCUAAUCUCCCUGGCCUCACCAACCUGUCUGCAAAUUCUGCUUCCUGUUUAAAACAGGCAAUGAAUCGAACAAAAAAAACACACAUUAAUCUGACAACAGGGCCUUUCACAGUACACACACAAACACACCACUGACUCUUUGAGUGAGUUUACAUGCGUGUCCAUGCAAAUCAGGAGAGUAACUACAUGAAUCCUGACUAAAACUGUCAAACUUGGGAUUUGAAAUGCUGAAAAUUGAGCAGUAAGUGUAGGGUUCUUUUUUUCCCCCUUUACUUUGGCGCCCUCUGGUGGUAGUGCCAACACAGAUGACGUUAACAACAACAACAACAACAAAAAGGCUAAAAACAAACUUUAAACGUGUGCAGUCAUAAAUGUUCCACACAGCAAUAACUGAAAUGGUGAGGGGGUGUUUGUGCAAACUUUCUCCCGGUGCUUUUGUUUCACCUGUCCCAUGAGACCAGUGUCUCUUUUUAGUCUUUUAUAGUUAUUCAGCAUCUUAUUUUAUUAAGCUCCCUGGCAAUGUGGCUGGUUGCCCAAUGUUAUAACAGAAUCAGAUUAACACAUACAAACCAGAAACAAUUUGAAUCCAGAACCAUCUGCAUGUAAACACACUCCUAUUCAUUUCCCCCUCUCCAAAAAAAAAAAAGACUACCUUCCAUUAGCUGAUUACGUUCCUUGUAUCUUUUUGACCCCAUCCCUCCUGCCAUAACGGUAUCGCUGGUAUCAGUCUGGCACUGGUACUGUCUGGCCAUAACGGGGGACUCGCAGCUAACGACAGACACACACACACGAUAACGAGUCCUCAAAGGAGCGCCAAAAAAAGAAAAGUACUCCUCGUGUGAAAAGACGAGCGCCUCGCCUCACCUCCCGCCCCUCUCGCCUCGUCCCUCUAAGCCCACUGGGGGGGCGCCGCGUUGACUUCACAGUAUUACAGCAACAGUGACAAAAAAAAAGACAACCCUGUAAA